This is a messenger RNA of Guyanagaster necrorhizus, 2062 nucleotides long. Its product is annotated as mitochondrial Rho GTPase. Bases 76 to 2010 code for a protein of 644 amino acids. The record is from RefSeq and is a predicted model, not a curated record. Gene Ontology annotation, biological process: mitochondrion organization. Gene Ontology annotation, cellular component: mitochondrial outer membrane. Gene Ontology annotation, molecular function: GTP binding; GTPase activity; calcium ion binding. Lineage: Eukaryota; Fungi; Basidiomycota; Agaricomycetes; Agaricales; Physalacriaceae. The transcript is spliced from 15 exons.
GGCCGGCAUACAACGCACGAUAAUUGAUACACUCAUCUCUUCCGUCCCGCAUCCGUCGUUGACGCACACCUCGACAUGCGACGAGAUGUCAGAAUACUUCUCGUCGGCGAUGAGGGCGUCGGAAAGAGCACUAUAGUGACCUCUCUUAUAAAAGAGUCAUAUGUGGCGCAUGUUCAACAUAUCGUUCCGGAGGUGACAAUACCUCCAGAGGUUACCCCGGAAAAUGUAACUACGUAUAUUGUUGAUUCGGGAGCUGGGCCACAGGAUCGGUCACAUCUCGAGGCAGAAAUACGAAAGGCACAUGUUAUUUGUGUUGUAUACUCUAUUGACAACCCCAACUCCUUCGAUCGAAUACCGACCUAUUGGCUGCCUCAUUUUCGACAGCUCGGUGUAAAUGUUCCUGUCAUUUUGGUCGGCAACAAAAUUGAUUUGCGCGGUGGUGAGGUGACGAAUGAGGCUUUAGAGGACGAAAUCAUUCCCAUUAUGAAUGAAUUCAAGGAAGUAGAGACAUGCGUGGAAUGUUCGGCCAAGAUGCCAUUGAACGUAUCUGAGGUCUUCUACUUUGCUCAGAAGGCUGUUCUUCAUCCCACGGCUCCUCUCUACGAUUCUAGAGAUCACGUCCUAAAACCCGCCUGCGUCAAAGCUCUCAGGCGAAUAUUCAAACUGUGUGAUACAGACAAAGAUGGAAUUUUGGAUCCUGCAGAGCUCAACGAAUUCCAGCGGAAAUGUUUCGACGCACCCCUGCAACUUCAAGAAUUAGAAGGAAUAAGGGAGAUGGUUCGGGAACACGCUGAAGGUGGUGUCCGUGAUGGAGGCCUCACUGAAGACGGUUUUCUGUAUCUGCAUACGAUAUUCAUUCAGCGUGGUCGACUCGAAACAACGUGGACAGUGCUCCGAAAGUUUGGGUACGCAGAAGACCUUCGUCUCACAGAAGCUUUCCUGUCACCCAAGUUUGAUGUUUCUCCGGACUGUUCUGUCGAACUGAGUCCGUUGGGCUAUCAGUUUCUUACUGACCUCUUUGAAACGUGUGACAAGGAUCAAGAUGGCGCUCUCAAAUCGUCUGAAUUGGAAGCCGUAUUCAGUACAACACCGGGUAAUCCAUGGGCAACACAGAGAUUUCCAGACACCACUCUUACUGAUGAUACCGGUGCUGUCACUCUGCAAGGUUGGCUGGCUCAAUGGAGCAUGACAACCCUUCUCGACCAUAAAACAACAUUGGCAUACCUUGCUUACCUCGGCUAUCCUGAUGAACCACGUACAAGUGCCUUGCAGAUAACCCGGGCACGAAAAAUUGAUCGGCGGAAAGGAAAAGUUUUGAGAAAUGUCUUCCUGUGUUUUCUUUGUGGUGCCGCAGGCUGUGGAAAGACUUCGUUGCUGAGGGCAUUCAUUGGGAAACCAUUUCGUGAAACCUACGAACCGACAACAAAGCCUAUUAGUGUAGUCAAUGCAGUUGAUAUUGACGGAUCGGAGAAAUACCUUGUGUUGCAGGAGUUUGGUUCCAAAUAUGAGGCGGAAACGCUUCGGAAUUCAAAGAAAACAGAUUUGGUAGAUGUUAUUGUCUAUGUCCAUGAUUCAAGCGACACAAAUUCGUUUUCGUAUAUCAGCAAUCUUCGGCAACAGUACAGUCUUGACCAUAUACCAACUUUAUUUGUAGCCACAAAAUCUGACCUGGAUUUGGCCCAACAGCGACAUGAAGUCCAACCAGACGUGUAUUGCAGACGACUGGGACUUCAAGUACCCGUUUCUGUCAGUGUCAAAACCGGCCAGAUCGCGGACGUGUACCAUGCCGUGUGCGGUAUUGCCAUGAAUCCGUAUAAAUCGAUUCCAGGGGGCGCUGACCGUGCGCUGUCGUCAACUGCGAGGCUAAGAAUGAUUGUUACGUUCACCGCCUUGCUAGGUGGAUGUACGGCAGGUCUGGUGAUGAUGUAUCGGAAUCUUCUUCGCCCAGCUGGGUUUCCUCAGUGGGCGACACACUGGGCAACUUGGUUGCUGGGUAGACGGGGGAGCUGAGAGAUAUAUAAUUAAUUGUCUAAUAAAGAUUUAAUUGCUCAGUACGAGUGUC